AUGUCCCGCGAGGAACUCGAGAAAGUAGCCGAUCUCUGUGUCAAGCACAAUCUCAUCAUCCUCUCUGAUGAAGUGUAUGAUCGACUCUUCUACGUCCCUUUCACCCGCAUGGCAACACUCUCCCCCGAGGUGUCCAAGCGAACUCUCACUGUCGGCUCUGCAGGUAAAAACUUCUAUGCCACUGGCUGGCGAGUUGGAUACCUCAUUGGCGAAGAGCACCUUAUCAAGUAUGUCUCUGCCGCACAUACCAGAAUCUGCUACAGUAGUGUUGCUCCUCUACAGCUGGCAACUGCCGUUGGAUUCGAGAAGGCAGACGAGAUGGGAUUUUGGGAUGAAAGCCGAAAGGAGAUGCGUGGCAAAGUCGAGCGGUUCUGUGAGAUAUUUGACGAGCUUGGAAUUCCCUACUCCGACCCAGAGGGUGGCUACUUCGUCCUGGCUAACAUGGCCAGCGUCAAGAUGCCAGAGGACUACCCGUUCCCUCCUCACGUUGCCUGCCGGCCGCGCGAUUUCAAACUGUCCUGGUUCUUGAUCAAGGAGGUUGGCGUCGCCGCCGUCCCGCCCACUGAGUUCUACACUGACGCCAACGCCCACAUUGCCGAGGACUACCUCCGAUUCGCUGUCUGCAAGCCCGACCAAGUUCUGGAAACGGCCAAGGAGCGGCUCCGCGGCCUCAAGAAGUAUAUCCAGUAG
Messenger RNA from Trichophyton benhamiae CBS 112371, 690 nucleotides. Its product is annotated as aminotransferase, putative. Gene Ontology annotation, molecular function: L-kynurenine:2-oxoglutarate transaminase activity; pyridoxal phosphate binding. The coding region runs from base 1 to 690 and encodes 229 amino acids. Gene Ontology annotation, cellular component: mitochondrion; cytoplasm. The transcript is spliced from 2 exons. Gene Ontology annotation, biological process: biosynthetic process. Lineage: Eukaryota; Fungi; Ascomycota; Eurotiomycetes; Onygenales; Arthrodermataceae. The record is from RefSeq and is a predicted model, not a curated record.